Chelonus insularis is the source of this 1248-nucleotide messenger RNA. RefSeq names its product solute carrier family 25 member 35-like. The coding region runs from base 256 to 1203 and encodes 315 amino acids. The record is from RefSeq and is a predicted model, not a curated record. The transcript is spliced from 4 exons. NCBI's taxonomy places the organism in Eukaryota, Metazoa, Arthropoda, Insecta, Hymenoptera, Braconidae.
AUAUGGUUAUUAUAGUCCGCAAGUCACGAGAGUCUUUUGAACCGUGUAAUAAUAAUUCACUAUAUUGGAUACUUCAUUGCAUCAUCUCUGUACUAAUAUCUUCACUGAAAUGAACUAUUUAAUUCACAAAUUAGGAGAGAUUUUCAGUAUCAUAAAUAAUUUAAUUAAAGAUCAUAUUAUUAUCUUAUCUGAAAAUUUCAUCGAGUUACACAAUUAAUUACACAUGAGUUACAAAAUAGUCUUCCAAAUACUAAUAUGACGUCAGAAAACAUCAAAAAAAAUAAAUCGAUUGGUGUCGAGUUUGGAAUUGGAGCUUUAGCAGCAGUAGGUGCUGGUAUAUUUACAAAUCCUAUUGAUGUAAUAAAAGUAAGACUUCAACUGCAAGGGGAAUUAGAAGCACGAGGAACGUAUAAAAAAAUUUACAAAAAUACAUUUCAUGCUGGUUAUAUAAUUGCUGUGAAUGAAGGACUAGCAGGACUUCAAUCGGGAAUUGUAUCAGCAUUGGCUUUUCAAGUUGUUCUAAAUGGAAUAAGAUUAGGAUCUUAUAAUUUUGCUAAAAAUUAUGGUUUAACUUUAAAUGAUGAUGGUCAAACAAACGUAAUAAAAACUAUAUUAAUAAGUGGAAUAGCAGGAUGUGUAGGAGCUGUUGCAGGAAGUCCAUUUUAUUUGGUAAAAACUCAAAUCCAAUCUCAAUCAGCUGCAGAAAUGUUAGCUGUUGGUUACCAACAUGGCCAUGCAAGUGAAUGGGCUGCUUUCAAAUCUCUUUGGAAAGAAGCAGGAUUUGCAGGACUUUAUAGACGAUGGUAUGCUAAUGUUCCACGAUUAUUUUUUGGAUCAGCCACUCAGUUAACAACAUUUAGCGUUGUUGGAGAUUGGUUAAAACCAUUUAGUAUCUUCGAUGAUAGACCUUUAUUUUUAACAUUCUGUUCAGCUGUAAUAGGUGGGAGUUCUGUAGCUUUGACUAUUCAACCAUUUGAUGUAGUUUGUACGCGUUUGUAUAAUCAAGCUUCUGAUGCUAGCGGACGAGGACUAUUGUAUAACAAUUUCUCUGAUGCUUUUAUAAAGAUAUUUAAAACAGAAGGAAUCACUGGCUUAUAUAAAGGCACUGUUCCCACUUGGAUAAGGAUAGCUCCACAUACUGUUUUAUGUUUAUGCUUCUAUGAUGAAUUAGAAAUACUGUAUUUUCAAUUAAUUAAAAAAUAGAUAUUUCUAUUAAUAAAAGAGACCUAACAACUUUGUAAAACUAAA